AUGUCGUCUUUGGCUUCACAGCGCGCUAUGCUGGCAGCCUUAGGUGGAAUGUCAAUUGCUGCCCUGUUUGUGUGGUAUCUCCGUUCCCAAAACGCUGAUGAGAAGGCUCAACAGCGAAGUGAAGUCACUAGAGAGCUUUUGACUAGUGAAAAUGGAAUAAAGAAUAGUGCCAGAAAAAACACUGAAACUAAUGGAGUUCAAGCGAAGGCCGCUGAGCCGGUGUCUUCCGAAAAAGUGAACAAAACUUCGGAUUCGCAGAACGUCGAGAAGACAAACGUUGCUGCUGAAAAAAACGGAACUGAUUCAAAAACAAGCGUUGCUUCUGCUCCACGAAAUAAUUCCGAAGAAGUUCACGACGAAAUUGCCGAAAAUGAAUCUGUGAAUGCAUCCAAUGAGCUUGCUGAAAAAGAAUCGAUUGAGACAACUUUAAAUAUGGCGCCAAUGGAGACCACGGAACAUUCUUCAAUUUCCGAGGAGUUUGUUAUCAAAGAACAGUCCCCGAGAAAAAAAACCUCGGAAUUGAUCUUGGAUUGUUCUACACACACAUUAUUGGAAAACGAAAAAGUCGAAUUCUUGUGGGCUGAAGAAAUGGAACGAAGUUAUGCUGAACAAGCGGAAAAUGAUCGUAUGAACCAAGCAACCUAUACAGAGAGCGGUUCACCAGCCAGCAGUGAAGACUCAAUGGGAUCUUCACAAGAUUCAGGAAGAGCUACUGGUGGCUUAGCUUCCUCACUCUCACCCAUGGAUGAUUGCAAUGACGGACUUCCGAUGUAUGAAUUUGAAAUUCCAAAUUCUUUGGUCGGUUUAAUUAUUGGAGUGAAAGGAAAAACAAUUAAGGAGUUAAGUACACGAACAGAUGUGAAAAUGCUAAUCAGGCCACACCAUGCUCCUGAAAAGAGCGAUUCUCAUCAGAUUUGUCAGGUGCGAGGAAAACGUGAUCAAAUCAAUAAAUGUCUCCAAAUGUUGAGAAGAAGGUUUCCAAAUGAGCGCUUCCCUGAAUUAAAUUUACAACCUGUACUUCCACCUAUACUCCCAACCUCAUUGUUCGAUGCUUUGACAGGCCAACCAAGCUGGCUGUCUUUACCUGAAAAUGUUUCAUGCGAAGUAGUCUGUUCAUCCAUUACUGACCCAGGCCAUUUCUUUGUACAGCAACCAACUCAUCCAUCUUUUCCCUCUUUAGCCGUUCUCGAUAGAUAUAUGCUUAUUCUGUACAGUAGUGGAACUUCCAUACCUGAAUUGCCCAAACCUUGCCAAAACGGCCUCCUAUGUGCUGCUCCAGUCUUGGGCGCAUGGUUCAGAGCUGUCACUGUAGCCUAUUAUGAGGAACCUGAUGAGGUUCUUGUUAGAUUUGUAGAUUAUGGAGGCUAUGAGACGAUUCCCCGGGGUGACCUCAGACAAAUCAGAACGGAUCUUAUGUCUCUCCCAUUCCAAGCUACUGAGUGCCACUUGGCCCAUGUCCAACCCAUAGAUGGUACAUCACAAUGGCCUGAAGAGUCUCUACAGUUUUUCCAUGAAAUUUGCAUGGGAAAGAUUGUCAUAGCUACCGUUGUUGGUACACACGUAGAAGACAAAAUGCCGAUGGUCGAAAUUGUAAUUAAUUCUGGAGACGACGGAAAGGCUGUUCGGUUAGAUGAAGCGUUAAUGUCUGCAGGCUUCGCCAAAGCAUCCGAUCCAUCUAAAAUGUCACGAUUUUCAGUAAAACGCCCCUCUUUCAAUGCUCAACAGUCCACCGUAAUGGUUUCUUAA
Molecule: messenger RNA, 1746 nt
Organism: Auanema sp. JU1783
Lineage: Eukaryota; Metazoa; Nematoda; Chromadorea; Rhabditida; Rhabditidae
Source: the annotation of a GenBank genome assembly